Ascochyta rabiei is the source of this 1128-nucleotide messenger RNA. RefSeq lists its product as uncharacterized. Gene Ontology annotation, molecular function: hydrolase activity, acting on acid anhydrides, in phosphorus-containing anhydrides. Gene Ontology annotation, cellular component: mitochondrion. The record is from RefSeq and is a predicted model, not a curated record. Bases 1 to 1128 code for a protein of 375 amino acids. Lineage: Eukaryota; Fungi; Ascomycota; Dothideomycetes; Pleosporales; Didymellaceae. The transcript is spliced from 2 exons.
AUGUCGUCACCAGCAGAUCAUCAGCCAUCAAGGAAGCCAAUGAAGGAAGCUCCCAUCCCAAGGCCAAGUUCAAGCGUCCUCUUGAUCUCCCCAACGAAUCAGAUCCUACUCCUCCACCGCGUCAAGAAAGCGUCGAGCUUCGCCUCCGCACACGUCUUUCCUGGCGGCGCCUUGUCGAAAACCCAUGAUGGCGCCAUCCCCGAUGUGAACGACGCUGGAAGACACCAAGAUGGCCCAGCAUACCGGCUUGCCGCAAUCCGCGAGACGUUCGAAGAGUGUGGCAUCUUACUGGCUAAGGGCAAAACAAGCGGAAAGCUCUUCACAGAGAUCAGUGAUGAAGAAAGAGAAGAGGGCCGCCGCGCUGUUCACGCUGGCACCGUCAAGUUUGGGGACCUGCUCGAGAAAUGGGGCGCCCUCCCAGACACCGACAGCUUGAUUCCCUUUACGCGCUGGAUAACGCCGCCGAACGUGCCCAAGCGCUUCUCAACUCAGAUGUACGUCUACUUCCUGCCCCUCAACUCCGCCUCGCCCACCAAGAAAGCCGCGCCAAUAGGCACACCACCCGGCUCCGGCGUGGAAGAAGAGGACGAACUCGUGAUUCCAAACCCUACACACGAUGGUGGCAUCGAACACACAGCCGCUCGCUUUCUGCCACCGAACAAAUGGAUCGAUCUAGCCAGACAGAACAGGAUCAUCCUCUUUCCACCGCAGUUCUUCCUUACCCUUCUCCUCGCUCCCUACCUCUCCGCCAGCGUCAUAUCGCCCUCGUCGCCCACGCCGUCAAUCUCGGAGCUUGCUCUCGAGCGUGAGAAGUUCAUGGACUUCCUUCACAAGCCACGCACAUACGAUGGCCAGCCCGAGGUCUCGUUUGGCGAAGCAUGUAUAUCGCCCAUCGUUCUAGGUAAGGGAGAGUACGGCGAAAAGUCGCAGGACGGCGUUGGUGGUGUGGACAAUAACACAGCCGUCCUUGUGCUGGACCGGCCAGGCAAGGAAGUUGAGGCGCAGGGAUUGGGGCGGAAAGGAAUCCGAGAGUGGGUUGUCACUACAAAAUUCAAAAGGGCGGGGCCGAGAGAUGUGGAUGUUAGGCGUCGAGAGGAGGUUAUUGGAACAGCCAAGGAGAAGCUGUAG